Messenger RNA from Aspergillus uvarum CBS 121591, 811 nucleotides. RefSeq lists its product as uncharacterized. Bases 240 to 734 code for a protein of 164 amino acids. The record is from RefSeq and is a predicted model, not a curated record. The transcript has a single exon. Lineage: Eukaryota; Fungi; Ascomycota; Eurotiomycetes; Eurotiales; Aspergillaceae.
CUUUGAUGCCAAGCAGCUCAUUAUCCGUCACAUCAAACGCGCCAUCAUAAAUAUCACUAGCGAGAGCGGUACCUUUCAUCAGUUUCAAACGGGACAUUGCUUCUCCCUGACUUGGUGAGGCGGAAGCUUACCAGACACUAUUGUACCGCCGCUCCGGCGGAGACCCGGAAGAUGCUCCAUGCGCUUACUCACGGCCAUCAAUCUUCGAAUAUCUUCUACAGGACUGCACCGAUACGAUAAUGAUGAUACAAUACUUUCGCACACACAUGAGGCCCGAGGAAGAUAUAUGGGGCCUGAUGAUUUCCCGCGCUAGGAGUGCGCUCCUAAUUACUCUAGGUCUCUCGGAUGAGAAUGAAGAUCAACUGGAGCCGAUCUACAAGAUGUUGAAGCUCUCCACCAUGCACCAGCACUUUUUUGGGUUCCAGCAGAGUUGGAGCGUGGAUACACCAGAUAAGCCGGAAGACGGAAAGGAUACGGCAGUCAAGUGUCCUGUUUGUGAGGAGUUAUUCGGUGUGAUAGGUAGCGUUCGUCGGUUCAGUUGUUCUUAUGAUGAGGACGCGGAUGACACCGGGCUUGGACCGGAGCUUCAAUGGGGUAGCUGGCUCACUUACUGGCAGCAUCAGGUCCAGAAAGGGCAUGUGGUUUGUCCAAGGUGGGGGAGUUCUCGGAUGUUUAGUGCGUCGUCGUCCAAGCAAGACCGGUCGCGGAGUCUGCUCUCAACUGUUGUGAUUUAGGCAUCUUCACGGGUUAGUAAAGGAUAUGACGUUAAUUAUAGGGCUCGCUCUGUUUGGCGAAUGGGGAUCGAGAUGUU